Messenger RNA from Exophiala oligosperma, 456 nucleotides. RefSeq lists its product as uncharacterized. Bases 1 to 456 code for a protein of 151 amino acids. The record is from RefSeq and is a predicted model, not a curated record. The transcript has a single exon. NCBI's taxonomy places the organism in Eukaryota, Fungi, Ascomycota, Eurotiomycetes, Chaetothyriales, Herpotrichiellaceae.
AUGCGCCCUAGAAUGAAGAUCAAAUGCAAUCUCAAGACUCCAUGCCUGGCCGAGGAGUGUGCAGUGGAGUGGCCAUCAAAGCGGUCAUCAGAGCGGUUCGAUGACAAUUACACACAUGACAUUGCUCAACGAGAACUUGAGUAUGCAGACAAGCCAACGGGGAUAUUUGGACGAGUUUGCAGACGGGUCGAUCGAGCAUUCCAGCAGAAGAUUCGGCGCCUGGGUUGCGCUUGGAGAAGAAAUUAUUCCAGAGCAGUAUUACUCUCGUCAAACAUUCUCGCGCAUCUUCUCGCGUAUCAAAUCAAACAAACCCAACCGUCCCAAAUCUACAAUUUCCGGAUCCGUGUUUCUCAUCGUCGAGAGUCUAUGGGGUAUAUAUACUGUUUGCGCGCUUUGGCAGAUGACUGCAAUUUGUCGAGCUUUGUAAUUAAGACUUUCUGGACUCGGUCGCUAUAG